AUGUCCGUGCAGAGACUGUUCAGACUCUUCGGUGGAAAAAGCUGGAUUUAUCUCUACAGGAUUGAAGUUUGGUCUUUGGGAUGCAUUCUCUACGAGCUCUGUACUCAACAGCCUGCGUUUUCUGCUGAGUCAACAGUCAAGCUCAUCUCAAAGAUUGUCAACAGUUCUGCUCCAGGUCUGGAUAACAAUUACUCUGCAGAGUUCCGUGACCUCCUGAGUGACAUGUUGAACAAAGACCCUGACUCUAGACCAACCAGCCGUGAUAUUUUGGGACGUCCAAUUAUUUUAAGAAGUCUCUUAAAAAAGAGCAAAACGACUGUAGCUUACCUCCAGGCUCAGCUGAACAAGCUAACAGAAGUGGCAGACAGUCUGAAAAAAGUGCAUACAGGCACCACCAUCGGCAGUCUUACAGGAGGAGUGAUCGGAGCAGCAGGUGGGAUCACAUCAUUAGUGGGCCUUAUUCUGGCUCCGUUUACUUUGGGAGCCUCUCUGAUUGUCACUGGGAUAGGGGUUGGAGUGGGUGUGGUAGGUGGAGUCACUGCUGGUGCCUCAAACAUCACAAACAUGGUCAAUCAGUCCUCUAACCGCAAAGCUGUUAAAAGCAUCAUCAAAGAGUUUGAUGAGAAAGUAAAUGCUAUCGCCAUCUGGCUACAAGAGAUUGGCCACAGUUUACAAACUUUGAGUGAACGUUCAUCAUCACAAAUACCCAGUGGACAGGAGAGUUUCCCCGGAGAAACAGAGACAAAGGUAGCUGCAAGGAUAGGUAGGAGCAUAGGCACAGCAGCUUCUGAAAUAGUACGAAAUGUCAGAGUGGCAAACAUUGGCAGAAUUGCAGCCCAAGCUUCCAGGACAGUACGUGUGGCAGAAGUAGCAACUGGUGCUCUCUCUGGUUUAUUUUUGGCAUUUGAUAUCUUCUUUAUUGCCAUGGAUGCCAAAGAGAUUCACAAAAUAAGACAGACAAAUGAAGACGGUGAAACUUCCUCUGAGAUCAUGAAAUUUGUCCACUCUGUCAGAAAGUCUGCAGAAGAGUUGCAGGGAGUCUUGGAUGAGUUUCAAGAAACCAUCUUAGAAGUCGAAUUUCUUGAGGAUGAGACAGAGUUGGAAUGGGACCCUCUUAAAGCAUAGUAAACCAGAGGUUACAUCAUGCCACCCUGCAGAACAGACAAAAAAUAGCCAGUUAAUCUUUCUCCUGAAAAAGUGAUUGUUAAAUGCAUUGUAAAGUCAUGAUUUCUUAUAACUGCUUUCCAUUUCUUAUAAAUGUAGAUACACAAUGCCUUUAAAAAUCUGGACUGUGCCAUGUAUUACAGCAAAAUCAAAUAGAUCAGUGACAUUUGAGAACCGUUUGGUGGAUCUACCAAGCCAGUGAUUUCUCUCUUGAUGUAAAAAUCAUCAGCUGAUCAAAUCAUGUAAUUAUAGAUUCUGAAGUUAUUUCAUAUACUCUUCAAAAUUAUACUUUUUUUUAACAUUUUCUUUCAUUUUGUUGAGUGUUAAUGAGUUUAUUCAUGACAGCACUGCAGGAAUAAAUAUAUGACAGAGCAAAAAGUAACUACUCACUUUAAGACAGCUAGUAACCUGAAAAAAUUGAAUUUUAAAUUGUUGUUUUUAAAUCUACUUCAAAAUCAAAGUGUUUUUUUUCUUUUCAUGUCUGUUUUUAAUCAUUGAUACCUUUAUGUUAUUGUUGCAUAGAAUAAGAGGAUCCUGAUUCAGCUGUUGGAUUUCACUCACCCUGCAUUGAUGUAUUUGAUCACGUACAAAUAAAUAAAAGUGGUGUUGAGAAUUUUGAUGAA
Molecule: messenger RNA, 1787 nt
Organism: Notolabrus celidotus (New Zealand spotty)
Lineage: Eukaryota; Metazoa; Chordata; Actinopteri; Labriformes; Labridae
Product: apolipoprotein L3-like
Exons: 4
Coding region: 1-1125 (374 amino acids)
Biological process (GO): protein phosphorylation; lipid transport; lipoprotein metabolic process
Cellular component (GO): extracellular region; membrane
Molecular function (GO): ATP binding; lipid binding; protein kinase activity
Source: RefSeq, a predicted model, not a curated record